AGGAGUGCUUUUUCGGGUGGUGAUCAAUUCCCCGGUUGAAGAGCGACCCCGCGGAACGGGUUGAAUUGAAGGGCGAUUCGCGAUGGUGCCGUCGCGGUGCGUGAAGAGCGAAUACAUGAAGCGCUUUAAGGAACCGAAAUGGGAGGCAUGCGGCCCCUGCUACCAGGAGUUAUUGCGCUAUCGCCUGAGCCGACGCCUCUUAGAACAGGCGCAUCGGCCUUGGUUUUGGGAUGAUUGGGAACAGGAUAGCAGCCUGAGCGGAAGCGGCGGCAGCGGGAGCUCCCCAUCGUCCCUGGGCACUUCCAGCCCUCCAGUUGUCCGACAGCAAGAAGAGGAAGCGGCAGGUCCGGCGGGGGGAACGGAAGUACCCAGCGGCGACCUUGGUCUCGACGGGGUCAGUGCGCCUGGAGAUGGUGAGGCUUCCAGUCCGGCGCCGGCGGAGCCCCCCAGCGGACCCGAGGGAGAUGGCCAAGAAAAAUCCGAAGGGAAGGCUGUGGUCGAGAAAGAUGAAAGGAAACCAGCAGGGAAAGGAAUCGACAGUUCAACAAGUUGUCCGCAAAGACAGCCUUUGAGUCAGAGGAGUGCCUCGGGUGGGCAACGUGACAGAAAAGGAGCGAAAAGCCCACACAGGACAGAAACAACAUUGGGCAUAAAACACCCAUUUGCUUUGUAUGGCUGGGGUGAAAAGCAGACUGAUACAGGCAGUCAGAAGACGCACAAUGUCCGUGCAUCUGCUUCAGUAAAUGAAAUACAUGAAUCUGCAUUAAGAGCAAAGAACAGAAGACAAGUGGAAAAAAGGAAGCUAUCACAGAGACAGAUACACACAGUAGAAGUAGAAAGAACAUGGAGAACCAAACCUUCAGGUCCAGACAAUCCAUGGAUGACAGAAUACAUGAGGUGUUACUCAGCACGAGCUCGGUGAUUCAAACCAUAAUUAGACUUCUCCUUUUUAAAAAUUCAGAGCGCAUUGGAAAACAACUGGGACACCAGUAGAAAACUCCAACUAUUAUGCAAGGGUUUCUCAUUUUUUACAAAAGGGUUUUUUCCAGCAGUUUGUUACGUUUAUUUAUAUUUUGACUACUUAACCUUUGCAGUAGAAGAGAAAAAAAGGAUCCAUAUUGAUGGGAACUAUGUUUACCAAUAUAGCUCCCUUACUAGCAUUAUUUAUUUAUUUAUUUAUUAAGGAAAGUGUCAAGAAUUGACCUUCUGCUGAAAAACUAAAAUUAACAAUAAACUUUUAAAUAAAGUAAUUCAAUAUUUUCUGGAAAAUGCUUUUUUCCCUACAGUUACUGAAUAUACCAAUCUUGUGCCAAUAGAAAAGUGGUUGCACUAGAGUUACAUUGAAAGCAUCCAACUUUCAAUGCAAUUUAUUGUAAAAAAUCUCAUGAAAACUUGACAGCAAUUUGUUUUUUCUGGACAAAUGAAGGUCUCAUUAAAUUAUGAAUGAGCUGAUUGGCAAUAAUUUAUAUCAGGACUGCACACUUUACAAACUAGCAAGUAAAGAACAAUGCUUUAUGGGGGCUGACCACUGGAUUCCUUAGACAACUUGUUCUUUCUCUGGAGCUGCAAAAAUGAGGUUGUCAUUUACCUGACUUAAUAAAUCACAAGGAAGACUAAAAGACAUGAGUAUAUGGGCUCUUGCAGAGAUCAUCUGUCAAGGACCUAGACCUGGAAAUGCUAGAAGCAUUUUUAGAAUAUAGGAAAUUCUUCCCUUUUGAUAAAUGUAUAGUGACCUUUGGGGUUUACAUUUCUGUUGUAGAUGUUGUGACUAUACGAAAUUAGAUAUUUUGGCGCAAUAGAUUAUCUAUCCUGUGACUGUGUUUUGAAACAUUUGCUAUCAUGAACCCAUUGUACCAAAUGACAGAUAAAGACAAUCAUUAACUAUGAUGGGCCAAUUAGUUUGUAGAAAGUAACAUGGCUUUGUUAUUUAAACUUUUUUUUGUAGUAGUAAAAUGCUUCCUUUUGGGUGGUCUUAAAUGAAUUCAGUGAACAGUUUUGUUAGAUAAGGCUUCUGCACAGUGACUUUUACAAAAUUAGAACUCUGAAUUUGUUUCAUUUGCCUGUCUAAUCAAGCUGGGGUAUAUAUUCCACUUCAAGACUCAGGUGACAUUGCGAAUUUUGCUGUACUCAAAUGUAUCACAUAUUUCUGGUUUUUUAAAAGUGAUUUUCUAUAAUUUAGAGGAAGAAGCCAUUGGCAAUCAUGAGAAUACAACAAAUAUGACAGACUGUACCACACAGAGUGAGACUACCUGUGGUUUUUAACUUUGAAAUAAAAGUUUUUUCAGUCACAGUAACUAUUUCCUCAGAUCUUGAAAUAUUUUGGCUUUAGAGAUAUAGCAAGGGCAGAUCUUUGUACAACUGACACUAAUCACCAACAGUAAGACUUUUAAUAGCUCAUUUUUCAACUCUUUUUUGCUUAGAACAAAUUCUUCGUUCUGAAGAAUAGGACAGAUAUAUUUAUUCAUUAUUCAAAAUCUUGCCUUUUCUCCAGGAUCUAAGAAAAAGCCUGCAUUCAUAGCAUUGUCUUUCUAUUUUUUCCUGUGAAUCACCCUGUGGGUGAGGGGCUGAGAGACACUGACAGGCUCAAAGUAAUCCAGUGCGCUUCCAAUGAUGGGGGAAUUGAAACUGAUUUCUAGUCCAACACUUCAACCACUAUACCACUAGUGUCAUUUUACCUCUUCUAUAGUUGUAUGCAUGUAGCUUUAUUUCCAGCUUUAGGUAGAUUUAGUUGGGCUUUUUGUUGGAACGGUAAUUUGUUUCCUCAGUCUUUAUAGUAUCCCUUCAGUGUACCAAAUUAAUGAAUUUGAACUGUAUGUGGCUUCAACAUAAAAUGACUGGGUCUAAAGUUCAAGUUUAUAUUUUGCCAAAACAGUAUCACUCAUGCACCACAGAGAGGCUAGGAAAUGACUAGAAUCCUAAGAUUUGCAAAAAUAUCACAAAAACCACACCCCAAAGGGCAUCUUCAACACAAGCUCUUUGAGAACAGAGCAUGUUCUGUAACUAUGCACUGUUGAUUAGGAAGAAGUGGGAACAGAAGGAAAAAAAUAUCUGGAAAAACAGAACAUCGGGGCCCAGCUUGAACAAUGUUUCAAUCUGCUGAUUAGAUGGAUUAUUUUUGUUUACUAAGCUUUAGUAUGGGAACAGUCAUAAAAUAAAGUAUGUAAUUUUUUCUCUCUACCUACACUUAAAGGUUGAUUUAUGCAAUUGUGGUUCUUCUGAACAGUGUGUGGCUUUCAGUUGACAAAUGCAUGGAACUUGCAAAUGACACUUUAGUAUUUCCAGAAGUGUAUAUAUCAACUAUUCCAAUUUGACAUGUACUUUAAUAUAACGUGCAGUAUAGCUAUUUGCCUUUGUAUGUUCCUGUGUCCAAAUAUUUUCCCAUAUUUCAGUUGAACAAUCAUCCUUUUAUUUAAUGCAUUUCUUAGUCACUUUUGAAGAGUGAAGUCUUCCCUAACUGGAGCAACUGACCACGAAUGAAUGCUCUGAUUUUUUCUCUCUCUUUACUCUUUGUUAAAGAGUGAAUGUCUUUAACAAAUGAUUAAAGUUGUUUUCUCUCUCCAGCUUCUUGCAUGAAGUUUUAUAUUUAUCAUUUAUGCUCUGGUAAGCCAUAAUAUAUACAUAUGUACAUAUAGACUAGAGCACUAAGAUUAGUGUUGGAGGGUUAAAAUACAGUACAGGUAGUAAAUUAUUCAGAUUUUAGGUGUCUAGAAGUUUCCUCUUGUGCCAACCUUAAUACCAGCAGAAAAAUAACAGUGGAUGUACCACAGUAUCCCUGGUGUUUGAAACACAGGCAUUCUCCUCAAAACUGCUACAAAAUCUUCCUUGCUAGGUGCAUCCUCCCCACCCCAGCAGUGGUGCCUGCUUCACUUGGAAACCACUAAUAUUAGGAAAUGCAUUUAAAGUGAAAUCUAGGUAUCUACUGGAACCUUUGUUUAUUCCAGAAUGGCAUUAAAGAUGACCCGUCUGUUUUUUCUCUAGGUGCACAGAGAAAGUAAUCUUGUCUGAGACACAGCAUUCUGUAUUGGCUCAUGGAAGUACAGCAUAUACUGUACUGAUAUCACUCCUUAUGUCAUGAGUACUGAUGGCGAGCAGGAGGGGGCCUCUAUCCAGGGGGGAAAAUGCAUGUGUAGUACUGAGGAGUUAAGCAGCCAUUCAAAGAGACACAGAUCAGACCCGCCUUAACUUUUGGGGUUUAUCUAUCUGGGUUUUUUCCCACGCUUCUUCAGUUUGUUAGGAUUGUUUUAUGUAGCAGUAAUAAACACUAGAGACCUACUCCUCGUCUCAGCGUGAUUUCUGACUGUUAGGACACUUUUCCAAGUAAUAUCAACAUUGGGAGGAAUGAUAUAUGGGCUGUAUCAGGUUGUGAUUUAAGAUUAACUGGACCAAGGUAAUAGCAUAAUUCUUCAGGAAGCAUAGCUCGAAGUCAAACUGGUCUGUAGUGAGGGGCUGGUUCCUGAGUCCUAGGAAUUGCUGAUCAAAGCGAGGGUACUUGGCUGCAAAGCCAUAAACUCAACAGUCACUGUCCCCAUGUGCAAUCAAUUUAAAAAGCGGGGGGGGAAGGGGGGAGGUUAGAAAUCAGAGGUAAAAGUUUUCUCAAUUAUUGAGAGCACUGAAAUCACUUUAAAGCCUGGAAAAAUUAAGCUUGAAGCAAUAUGUGACUUGGAAUAUGUUUCUACAUGGUAUGUUUUUCUAAUAUUUUUGUGUUCUUUAUAACUGUAUUAGCCAUGACUUUGAAUAUGUGAAUAAAACUGACUUGAAAAAAUAA
Molecule: messenger RNA, 4765 nt
Organism: Candoia aspera
Lineage: Eukaryota; Metazoa; Chordata; Lepidosauria; Squamata; Candoiidae
Gene: CCSAP
Product: centriole, cilia and spindle associated protein
Exons: 3
Coding region: 83-922 (279 amino acids)
Biological process (GO): regulation of mitotic spindle assembly
Cellular component (GO): axoneme; axon; centriole
Molecular function (GO): microtubule binding
Source: RefSeq, a predicted model, not a curated record